Molecule: messenger RNA, 4272 nt
Organism: Rotaria sp. Silwood2
Lineage: Eukaryota; Metazoa; Rotifera; Eurotatoria; Philodinida; Philodinidae
Source: the annotation of a GenBank genome assembly
AUGCAAUCAAUUCAGAAUGAAAAAAUCUUCUUCAUCUCUUCCAUUUCUGAUGCAUCACAAAUACUGCCUCAUAUGGUGACUCUACGUCUAGUUGAUUGUAUCUUUAUCUUCAAUUGGGAGAAAGUUAAUCAUGAAAAUUUAGUUUUUGAACAUUCAAACCUGAUUGGUAUUUAUGAUGAACUCGAUUUAUUAUGUUUAUCAAUUCAACAACAAGUUGAUUAUCUUGAUCUACACUUGAAAACAUUUAGUUUCUUCGAUCAAAAUGAUCACUUCACAAAAGAUCUAUCAAAACAAACUGCUGAUCUUCUUUGGUUUCAUCUUUAUCAUGAUGUUAUCUUUGAAUUAACAUGCAAUGCAGAAGCUAAACAAGAAUUGAUCGAUGCAUGUCGUUCUUAUUAUCGCGACAAUACUAAAGAAUUAGAGUUGAUUAGAAAGUUUGAAAAUGAAUAUCGAUCACAGGAAGCUCUUCGAUGGUAUUUAGAAAAAUCUUUUCUUUACAGAAUUAUCAACAAAGCUUUACGAAUCAAAGACUUCGAUCUACUUUACACAUUUCGAUAUUUUAUGAAAGAUCUGAUAGAAUGUUUCGUUCGAGAAAAUCAAAAGAUGGUUCAAUCUGACCAAGAUAUAUUAAUAGUUUAUCGAGGAAUGAAAACAACAAAAGAUCAGAUCGAGAAAUUCAACGAGAACAAAGGUAAAUUGGUUUCAAUCCAUGGAUUUUUUACAGCAAGUAUUCUUCGUUCAACUGCAUUGAAUCAAACAAUGAAACUUUCGAAACAAACUAAUCUCAUUCCUGUUCUUCUGAAAAUUCGAUGCGAUUUACAACAUCUGAACAACAGUGUCAUCGUUACUGAUCGAUGUGAAGAACAACAAGAAAUUCUCUUAGAUUCAACUGUCACUUAUCGAUUGGAAAGUGUCAGAAUAGAAGAAGAAGAAGAAGAAGAGAUUUGCUUUAUUGAAAUGAGUACAUCGAAUGAAGGUCAAAUUAUCAAAGAAAAAUAUAUCAAAGAUUCACGUCACCAGAUAGAAGAUCUCAGUAUCAAAAUUCUCUUUGGACGAUUGAUGUGUGAUAUGGGUCAAUGGAACCAAUCACAACAUUUCUUUGAAAUUUUAUUGAAUGAUUCGAAUAACAGCAACGAAGAUCUCACAAAGAUUGAACGUAGUCUUGGUGAAGUCCUUCAAUGGAAAGGAGAAUGGAGUGAAGCACGAAAAUAUUAUGAUCAUACUUAUGAUCGGAUAAUGAAUACCAAACCAACACGGAUAAAGGAUUUAGCUGAUAUACUAUUCAACAUUGCUGAGAUUCUCUAUCUGGAAGGAAAAUAUGAAGAAGCUCAUAAUUAUUAUAAACGAGCGUUGGAAAUUCAAAAUAAAAAUUAUUCGUCUUCCAACUUUGAUAGGUCCUGUUUACUACAUCAGCAAAGCAGCAGUGUCCUCAACGAUGUUCCAACAUCAUGCUACUCAGUUUCUUCGAAUUUAGAAGGAUACGUUCAAUCAUCUUCUCGAUGGCAUUGUACUACAGAAUGUCGACAAAUUUCGUCCCAGCAACCAUCGAAGUAUACAGCAAACAAAAUAGAACUCGUUGGAGAAACAUUAGCCGAAAGAUAUUUGCUAGAAAUAUGUCGAAACAUACAGGAGACUGAUUGGUUGAAAACGGUUGAAAUUAAACAGGAUAAUAAUGUCCUUAUUGCUACUAGUCUCCAUGGCAUUGGGAAGAUCCUCUGGCGUCAAGAAAAAUAUGAUGAAGCACUUAUCUUUCAUCAACAAGCACUGGCAAUGCUCGAAGAAUAUUAUCAAUCUCCUCAUAUAGAUAUCGCUGUUAGUCUUAACUACAUUGGUGAGGUUCUUAAAUAUCAAAAAAACUACGAUACAGCCCUAGACUUCUAUCACCAAGCAAUAUCAAUCUAUACAAAAUAUUAUCCAAAUGGUCAUGUUUACAUUGCCACCACCAUCCUAAACACCGCUUACAUUCUCGUUCUCCAGGGAAAACACAAUGAAGCUUUAAAGACUAAUGAACAAGCAAUGGCAAUGCUACAAAAAUAUUAUCCAUUUGGUCAUGUAAAGAUUGCCUUUAGUCUCAAUGGAAUAGGACAUGUUCACUAUGUACAAGGAAAAUAUGACGAAACUCUGACAUUUUUUGAUCAAGAACUGAAAAUUCUACAGGAAUAUUGUUUCUCUGGUCACGCCGACAUUAUUUGUACUCUGAACAACAUUGGCCAUGUACAAAAGGAACUAGCAAAGUAUAAUGAAGCUCUUGAUUUUCAUCAACGAGCAUUAGUACUUCAAGAAAAAUAUUAUCCAUAUUAUUAUGCAAAGAUCGCUUACACACUCAAUUGCAUUUCUAAUAUACUACUUUGUCAAUCAAAAUAUGAUGAAGCUCUACGCUAUUGUCAACGAGCACUAAGAAUGCAAGAGAGCUAUUAUCCUUCAGGUCAUGCCUCAAUGGCCUCAAGUCUCAACAACAUUGGCAACAUCCUAAAUGCGCAAGAAAAAUACAAUGAGGCUAUUGAUUUUCAACAAAGAGCACUUGCAAUUGUCGAAAAGCACAUUCCAUAUGAUCAUUCUUCCAUUGCUUUUUAUAUGAGCAACAUUGGGAUUAUAUCAUGCACAGAAAAAAAGUAUGAUGAAGCUCUUGAUUAUCAUCGGCGAGCACUCGAAAUACAAGAAAAAUAUUGUCCAUCAUGUCAGAAUGAGAUUGCCAACAGUCUCAACUACAUCGGUCAUGUUCUCAGUGAACAGAAAAAAUACGAUGAAGCUUUGAAGUUUUAUCAAAAUGCACUCGAAAUACAAGAGAACUAUUUUUCAAAUGAUCAUGUGGAUAUUGCGACUACUCUAAAUAAUAUUGGCACAAUCUUUCGUCAACAACAAAAAUUCGAUGAAGCGGUUGAAUAUCAUCGAAAAGCAUUAGAUAUUCAAGAGAAAUAUUAUCCAGCAGACAGUAUCAUCAUAGCUAAUACCAUCAAUUGUAUCGGUCAUGUUUUGUACGAUGAAGGAAAGUAUGAUGCAGCCAUUCGCUAUUAUCGACGAACACUUCCAGUGCACGAGAACUUCUAUCCUGAUGGUCACAUCCGAAUUUCUCAUAUUUUCAGCUCUAUUGGUAACACUCUGUAUGAGCAAAAGAAGUACGAUGAGGCUCUUCAAGUUCAUCAAAAAGCCUUGGCUAUUCGAGAAAAAAAUUACGAAUUACCUAAUGUCGACGUUGCGAAUAGUCUAAACUCUAUUGGAAAUGUCCUAUAUAGUCAAGAGAAAUAUGACGAAGCCAUUGAUUUUUAUCAACAAUCAUUAACUAUUCGAGAGAAAAUCCAUCCACUUGGUUACAAUGGUAUUGCCAUCGUUCUGAGCAAUAUUGGAAAAGCUCUGUAUCAACAAAAGAAGUACGAUGAGGCUCUUCAAGCUCAUCAAAAAGCCUUGGAUAUUCAAGAAAAAAAUUACGAAUUACCUAAUGUCGACGUCGCGAAUAGUCUGAACUCUAUAGGUAAUGUUCUAUAUAGUCAAGAGAAAUAUGACGAAGCCAUUGAUUUUUAUCAACAAUCAUUAACUAUUCGAGAGAAAAUUCAUCCACUUGAUUACAAUGGUAUUGCCAUCGUUCUGAACAAUAUUGGAAAAGCUCUGUAUAAUCAAAGAAAAUAUGAUGAGGCUCUUGACUUUCAACAACAAGCACUGGCAGUUCUAAAAAGUAACUUGUCUAGUGAUCAAUUUAGAAUUGCUAGCAGUCUCGAGACCAUCGGUAAAACUCUGUUUCAACAAACAAAAUAUGAUGAAUCUCUUGACUUUUAUCAAGAAGCAUUGGUCAUACUCGAAGAACAUUAUCCCAAUGAUCAUAUUGAAAUUUCUGAAUGCCUAUCCUGGAUCGUUGGUAACCUCCAUAAGAAGUCCAAGUUCGAUCUCGCUAUUGAAUAUUUGGAAAGAUGUUUAUUAAUUGUCGAAGCCAGUCGACCUCCAAAAGAUCUCUGCAUUACUAAAAUAUUUAUGUGCUUGUCACAGAUGCAAAGAGCAAGAGGUCAACAUGAUCUCUCCCUUAUACAUGAACAAAAUUGUAUGUUAAUGCGUCUCAAAGUUCUAUCAUCAGAUCAUGAAGACAUUGGCGAUAGUUUAUCGACUAUAGGUGAGAUUUAUGAAAAUCUUCAUAAACCUAUGUUGGCACUUAAUUACUAUCAGCAAGCAUUAGCUAUCUACAGAAAAUGUUUGACUCGCUGGAAUCGUAAACUACGAAGUAUGGAAUGGAAUAUUGAACGAAUUUCAGAACAACUUGAAAUAGAACUUGAUGAAUCAGAUUGA